Aspergillus clavatus NRRL 1 is the source of this 7536-nucleotide messenger RNA. It is a transcript of the gene nrps7, whose product is annotated as putative nonribosomal peptide synthase. Bases 1 to 7536 code for a protein of 2511 amino acids. NCBI's taxonomy places the organism in Eukaryota, Fungi, Ascomycota, Eurotiomycetes, Eurotiales, Aspergillaceae. The record is from RefSeq and is a predicted model, not a curated record. Gene Ontology annotation, biological process: secondary metabolite biosynthetic process; amino acid activation for nonribosomal peptide biosynthetic process. Gene Ontology annotation, cellular component: cytoplasm. The transcript has a single exon. Gene Ontology annotation, molecular function: phosphopantetheine binding; catalytic activity.
AUGGCUGCACUAUCUCCGAUGGCAUUGCUUCAGCAAUCCUUCAACUUCCUCCAUCAGCCCGAGCUGGUCGAGCCUCAGAGACGUGUUAGGUCUUUCGGGUCACGGACCAGCUCCCGGUCUAGUCCCACUGGCCGUUCCAGGACUCCAGAUCGGGAGAGUGAGCUGUUUGAUCUCACUCCUAUCCAACAGGAGAUUCUGCUUUCACUUGGUCCUCAGACAGCAUGGACGUCCUUCAGCUUCGAGGUGCCUGAUCAAAUGGCCUUCAGCAUUGACCGGCUGCGGAUGACUUGGCAAGCCACUGCCGCUCACCACCCAAUCCUUCGCACGGUCAUUGUCGCGAGUGAUGAUGGCGCUGGCUCACCCCGUCAAAGGGUGGUGCGCCAGAUUCUUCCCAUGGGCUUUGGAGCCUGGGAGCCGGUCACCAAGACUGUUCCCUAUCUCGUCUAUGAGGAGGGAAGUCAGACCGGUCCUUCUCUGACCCUCCACUACCACCGAGCCUUGAUCGAUAACAAAUCCCUUACCCUCAUUCGCGAUGACUUCGAGCUGUUUUUCCAGGGGUAUGCCUUCCCUACUCGUGUCCCUUUCAGCAGCUACGCCAAGUCUAUCACCGACUCCCGCCAGAGUGAUGCCCGUGCCUUCUGGAACAGCUAUUUGGAAGGAUAUCAGGCCAAGAUUUUCUCUACCUCGUCAGUUUCCCCGGUGGAAACUGUGCAACCUGGAGAUGUUGGCCUGCUGGGACAGGUCGAGGACUUUGCUCAGGAUUAUCAAGUAUCCAUGGACACUGUGUUGAUGGCCGCCUGGAUUGUGACCACCUCACGCCACCUUGAAUCUCAUGAUGUUGCAUUCUAUACCAGGCUCCGUGAUACUGGUCUCGACUCGACUGAGUACAUCGUUGGUCCCAUGGAAGUCACUGCUCCCCUUCGUGUCAAGACCGUGGCGAAGGAGCCUGUCCUUCAAUUCUUGCACCGCUUGGAAGACGAGGAAGAAAAGGGCUCUGGACACACAUUCAUCGGUAGUCAAGGCAUCGCCGAUAGUAUUCAAGCUAAGGAGGCCAUCCAGUUCGCAUUUUCUGUCCUGGAAUCGGAUGUUGCCGUGCCCGCCGCUUCCCCCUCGAACAACUUCGCCAUCCAAGUUAACUUCAUGGCGGCCAGUGGCCUGCUGGUACUGAAACAUGACCAAAGUAUUCCUGCUGCUCGGGCCAAUAUCUUCUUGCAGCACUUUUGGGAAGCAUUGCGGCAACUCACUCUAGACCCAUAUGCUCCUCUGCAAAGCAUCGGCGUGGUUUCGGAGGCUGAAACGGCUGCUCUGUCCGGCUUCCACGCCACACACUCCAAUAUCUCGCCGCGCCUGGUUCACGAUCUUAUCCAGGAACAGGCCCUGCAAAACGGGGCCGCUACCGCAUUGCAAUUCGAGAUGACUGAAAGCUUGAGCUUUUCGCAGCUCAACCGGGCGGCGAACCGCGUUGCUCGCCAACUUGUGGCUCAAAUGCCGUCGAAGUCAGCAUUCAUUCCCGUGCAUAUGGAUGUGUCAGUUAACAUGGUCAUUGCCCUGUUGGCCAUCCUCAAGGCAGGCGGUGCCUAUGUGAUUCUGGAUCCUGCUCAGCCCACCUCUCGCAAGGAAUAUAUUCUCCACGACACCAACGCCCCGUUCUAUAUCACCGCUAACGACGGCGUGGAGGUGAUCCCCGGUACCAAGGCUCUCUUGAUUGAGGAUUUGGCACAGAGUCCUUUAGGCAAGGAUGGCGAAGCCGAUCUGAACCUUGCUUUGGACACGGAGAGUCCGGCGUAUAUAAUCUAUACUUCUGGGUCUACCGGCAAUCCCAAGGGAGUGGUUCUGAGCCAUCGUGCUGCAUCGACUGGUAUCCUCUGUGCCCCAACCAUUCCCAACUACCGGAACCUGCUUUUUUACAAUCCUGUCUUCUCUGCCGCGCAGAGAACGAUUCUCUCAACACUGUCCAAGGGCGGCUGUCUCUGCCUUGCAAGUCGCUCCAAGCUCCAGCUGUCCCUCUCGUCCCUGGUUAAAGACAUGCAGGUCAACACCUUGGGUAUCACCUCGUCAACCAUUGCUCUUCUGGACCCGGACAAUACCCCGACCCUGCAGCGAAUCACCCUCACAGGUGAAGCACCUGAUCCUUCGAUUGUUGCCCGCUGGACGGCCAAUGUCGAGCUGAGAAACAACUACGGUUUGAGCGAAUGCACUCAGCUGAACUGGGGUCGUGCGCUUUCGACCUCCUCUGAGCUCUCUGCUAGAAAUGUUGGGUUCCCAGCCGACACCACUUCUGCCUUUGUUCUCGAUGCAGAUUCCCACCAGCUGACCCCAUUUCUCAUCCCGGGUGAACUGUGUCUACAAGGCCCACAGCUGGCAAGUGGAUACCUCAACCAGCCAGAGCUCACAGCCAAGGCAUUCAUUGACAGUCCCUUCGCGCCGGGCCAGAAGCUCUACCGCACCGGUGACAUGGCUGUCCGUCUCGAAGACGGCAGCAUCGAGAUCAUUGGUCGUCUCGACUUUCAGACAAAGAUCAACGGCCAGCGCGUCGAGCCGGCAGAGAUCUCAGCGCUCCUGCAGAAGGAUAAUGAUGUGGUCGCUGCUGCCGUUGUUGCUGCCACUGUGGAAGGCGACAAGGCCCUUGUCGCCUGCAUUGUUCACAGACACGAUGACGAGGUUUCUUGGCCGCAGCGCGUCAAGCAUCUCCGCAAGGUGACCCAGGAUAAUCUUCCAGCAUACAUGACCCCGGCGUACUGGCUCUCUCACGAUGCUUUGCCGCUGAACCAGAAUGGCAAGGCAGAUAUCCUGAGUCUCCGCCGACACAUCGAGUCCAUGACUCGGUCUGAGCUUAUUGCUGCCAGUUCCAUCGCUGAAGAGGACACUGGUCGUGCGCUGUCAUACCAGGAGGCGGUGCUGCAAUCUGUGUGGGCCAGUGUUCUCCAGCUGCCCAUCGAGGUUGUGACGCCAAGUCGGUCCUUCCUUUCGCUCGGGGGCGACUCCCUCAAGGCCCUCCAGGUCAUCUCGGAGUUGCUCUCGCAGAACUUCGUGGCCGAACUGGGCGAUUUACUGCGAUCUGACUCCCUGGUUACUGCCGCAUCACUGUUGAAGGUGCAAGACGGCGAAAAUUUUCAGCCGCCCGCGCCAUAUAGCCUUGUGCCUGCCGGAACAAUUGUCGAUCAGGAGACGUAUGAGGAUCUUUAUCCUAUCACUCCCCUGCAGGAAGGAAUCAUCUCUGCCCAUCGUACUGCUGGCGGAUAUGUCUACCACAGGGUUUACCGCAUUGAUGAUGUCGACAAGCAACAGUUGCAAAACGCCUUUCAGUCCGUCAUCGAUGCAAACCCUAUGUACCGUACUGCCUUCAUCGAGAACGGCACAACCCUGCUGCAGGCGGUCCAUAAGAGCUUCCAACUUCCCUGGCAGACGCUGGACAAUCUCUCGGUGGCGCAGUACUUGGAGCAAGAUAGCCAAUGCCUGCAAGACAUUGAUAUCACCAAGCCUCCGGUGUAUGCAGCUGUCGUGAACAGAAACGCACUGGUGAUAACAAUGCAUCAUGCUCUUUUUGACUACUGGUCAUCCCGUUUCCUAUUUGACGACGUUGCCUCCACCUAUCUGCAGCACAGCGUCGCUCCUCGGUCCUCUUUCAAUGUCUUCGUCCGCCAUCUGCAGCAGAACCUGGACGAGAAGAUUGCUGCGCAGUUUUGGUCCGAGUAUCUCAAGGAUGCGGCACCAACUCGUCUGGCAACUGGAGGGGAAUUCAACGCCGUGCAGCGCACAGUCAAUCAGGAUCUUCGGGCAUUCACCACUUCCACCGGUCUUUCCCUUGGUGCUCUCAUGUAUGCUGCCUGGUCGGUCAUCUUGUGGAAGCACACUGGUAACGCGGACAUCACUUUUGCCAUUACCCUGUCCGGCCGUGAUGCUCCCAUCCAGGGUGUGCAGGACCUCAACGGACCAACUCUGACCACUGUUCCAAUCCGUGUCAAGCUCCAGCCCAGCAUGACCCUUGUCGAGGUGGUCCGCUCCGUUCAAGAUGAGCUUUGGAAUGUGGCACCUCACUCGCAAUUCGGUCUUCGCCGCGUCUUGCAGGCAUCGUCCAAGACAGCCAACUUCUUCGACUCGAUGGUCAACUUUCUCAUCAAACCCGAAGCUAGUCCCGCAGCGGAGGUCUUCAAGCCGUACGCGGACCGCCCCAUCUGGCAGACAGGAUAUACCUCGCUGGAGCUGGAGGAGAGCGGCGAGGGCGAUUUUGAUCUGCGGCUGUCUGGCUUUCUGGAGACCGUGCGAACGGGCUUCAUCGCAGACCAGGUCGUCAAGCUCCUCGACACGGUCAUCUCGAGCAGUGGCAGUAUGUCCCUGCGAGAUCUUGACAUUGUCACGGACGCUGAGGCGCUGUAUCUACACUCCCUUUCCAAGCCUGUUACUCCCACUGCGCAAUUCCUGCACCACGGCUUCGAGGAAAUUGCGGCGGCUGCUGGAGAUCGCACCGCCAUUGAGUUCUUCGGCGACAGCGAGCCGGUCUCUUACGCCGAGCUGAACAGGCGUGCCAACCAACUCGCCAGAUAUCUCAUCGACAACGGAGUUGGUCCUGAUACCCUUGUGCCCCUGUGUCUGCCCAAAUCUGUGGAGAUGAUUUCCACCAUCCUGGCCAUUCUUAAGGCUGGCGGUGGCUUUGUCCCGCUGGAUUCUGACAACCCGCCGGAGCGCAACAAUUUCAUUGUCAAGGACGUCGCGGCUACCAUGGUCCUGACCGAUGAGAACCUGCGCGGCAUCUUCGACGAGGCGGGUGCUGAGGUCCGUGUUGUCGACGUGUACAACGUCGAUUUGUCUGGUUACUCUGAUGCUAACGUCGCGCUCGACCAUCUGGAUCCUGGGCAUCUUGCAUACGCCAUCUAUACCUCCGGUUCGACUGGUCUUCCGAAGGGUGUGCUAAUCCCUCACGGCUCCAUUGCCGCCGGUAUUGAGAGUAUCAUUGAAGCCGAGCAGUGGCAGCGGGAAUGGCGCGUCCUGCAAUUUUCCAACUACGUUUUCGACGUCUCUGUCGGUGAUAUCUUCUGCACACUUACCACCGGUGCCACACUCUGCAUGGCCCCAAUGGAAUCUCUACUCUCGGAUCUGGCGCAGGUUAUCAAUGAGAUGCAGAUUGACAGGCUGUUCAUCACCCCCACAGUGGCCAAGCUCAUCCAACCAGUUGAUGUUCCCGGCGUCCAGGGCCUAUACCUCGCCGGUGAGCCUGUGACGCCCGAUCUCGUUGAAAUUUGGACUCCGCACUGCCUGGUGAUGAACUGCUACGGUCCAACUGAGGCUUCAAUUCUCGCUGCUGCAGGCGCCAUUGAGCAAGGCGGCAACAACCGUGUCAUCGGCCACCCACUCAAGAAUUGUGUCUCCCUCAUCGUCGAACCAGACAGUCUCCGCCUCGCUCCGUAUGGCGCCAUCGGUGAGCUGUGUCUGGCUGGGCCUCAACUGGCCCGUGGUUAUCUCAAUCGUCCUGAGGCAACUGCUAAGGCCUUUGUGACGCGCGGCGAUGAGCGCAUCUACCGCACCGGUGAUCUGGCCCGCUGGCUUGAAAAUCACCGCAUCGAGUGCUUCGGUCGCAAGGACAGCCAAGUCAAGAUCAACGGCCACCGCAUCGAGCUGGGCGAGAUUGAGAGCGCCGUCCUCAAGACUAACAAAGUGCACCACGCUAUUGUCACGGUCGUCGAGAUCCAGAAGAAGGCCCAGCUCGUCGCCUUCUGCGUCGUUGACCCGGCCAACCCCCAGGCUAUCCUCCCCGCGCAAGAGUACCUCGAAACCCUCACAACCGUCAGCAUCAGUCUGACCUCGCUGCCACCUUACAUGGUUCCCACUAUCUGGAUCCCUAUGGGCACGUUGCCUCUGCUUCCGUCGGGCAAGACCAACCGCAAGAAGCUGGUUGAGUGGGUACAGACCAUGGACGCCGAGGAUCUGCAGCAGUACUCUCAGGCGGAUGCGCCAGCCGAGUUCGUCGACGCUGUCACAGUCGAGGAGAAACUGCUACAGUCGCUGUGGGCCAAUCUCUUCAACAAGGAGGCUGGUGAGAUCAGCGCCACGAGCCCCUUCUUCGCUCACGGCGGUGACUCGAUCUCGGCCAUCAACCUGGUCAGUCAUUGCAAGCGCCAGGGAUACACCCUGGCGGUUAGCGAUGUCCUGGCAUUCCCCCUCUUGCAAGACAUGGCUUCGCGCAUGCGGCCAGUCAAGACCAAGAGCAAGACUGCGGUUGAGGAGACAAUUGCUGUGGACGUGCCUGCGUCGGUGUGGGAUGCGCUGGACGGUGCUGGACUCCAGAAGGCCGAUGUCGAGAAGAUUUAUCCUGCUGUCGCCGGUGUGGAGGACUUCCUGGUCCGUGGCGCCAAGAAGGAGCAGUUCUGGCAGUGCCAGACCGUGCGUCCGCUACCCGACGUGCUUGACUUUGAGCGCUGGAUUGAAGUGACCACCGAGCUCACUGCCCGCAAUGAGAUCCUUAGAUCCAUGUGGAUUGAGGCGAGCAACCAGUGGUUGCAGAUUGUGCUCACGAAGCCCAUUCUGGAUCUCAAGACCAUCGCCUGUGCCUCCGAGGAAGACAAGCAGGCGCAGAUUAACCUCGCGUGGGACACUCCGUUUGAGGUGAGCAACGGCACGCCGUUCAUCCGAUAUCGACUCUUCACGCUGCCCGACGGCUCGCGCGACCUCUACCUCAAGAUUCACCACGCCAUGUACGACGGCACGCUGCUGCGCAUCUUCGACGACGAGUUCAAAGCCCUCUUCAAGCGCCACACCCCGCCACCUACUGUCUCGUUCCACGACUACGUCCAGUACAUGCAGGGCACCGACAAGGCCAAAUCCCUCGUCUUCUGGACCGAUUUACUCAAGGAUAGUCCUGCCCCCUAUCCUGCUGCGUGCAACCCCGUCGCCUCAACCUUCACUCUCGCUGCGACCGACCGCCGCGUCGACUCCUUCGCGGCCAACUGCGGUGUCACCGUCCCCAUCGUCUUCCAAACCGCCUUCGCCCUGCUCCUCUCCCGCCUCAGCAGCAACCCCGACGUGACCUUCGACAACCUCAUCACCGGCCGCAACGUCGACAUGGAAGAAGCGCAGAGCAUCGCUGGCACCUGCGCCAACUUCCUCCCCUUCCGCAGCACUUUCGACACUGAAACCAGGAUCCGCGACCUGCUCAAAUCCACCCAGUCGCUGUUCUGGAAGACCACGGAGAACGGCAACGUGAGUCUCAACGACGUCUAUGGCGCGCUGGGGCUCGAGCGCGAGCAGUCCUGUGCCAGGGCACUCUUCCUCUUCCAGCCCUUCGACGCGCCCCCGCCCACCACCAACGUCGUCGAGAAGCACAUGCGCUGGAUGGUCAUGGCGCUGAGCAAGGUGCGCAUGCCUAUUGAUUAUGCGCUGCAUCUGGAGGUGUCCAAGACGCCCACUGGGUAUAAUCUCAAGUGGAAGUAUGAUCCGCAAGUGUAUCCGGUGGAGGAGUUUGAGGCGGUGAUCAAGAACUUUGCAGAUAUUCUGGAGAAGAUGAUGGAACAUUCCCGUAGUACUGUUGUUUCGAUUUUGUGA